CGGGGAUUCGCUGGCUACUGUAUUGUAGCCUCAAUUCAGGAAGCUCAAAAUCUACAGGGUGCAACGAGCUCAGUGCUCUAUGAAAGGUGGAUUAGCUGGCCUUCAAGUUCAAGGCUCAGCAGACACCACCAUAGAAGGUUGCUAGCUGAUUACUAUCGUUUAGAGUGACACUGCAAAAAGGGCCGGGCCCGCAGCUCAGUGUUCGAUGGCCACGUAACCAAGCAGCUGCCCAGAGGUUCGCCAAUCUUGCAAUGCGGACUGCUUUUCAUUCUUGCGGCUUGCAUAUGAGAGGGACUUCUGUCAGCUAGUUAUACACCAACAGCUCGUAUUCCUUUGAUGUUUGCUUGAGCUCAACUCUGAAGACGUUGAGAAGUCAACGCACAAUUGUUCUUGCCCCUGAAGCAACAGCAAAAGCAGGAUGACAAGCAAAACUGGAGCCACUACUACUCUCAGCAUUGCUGCUCUUGGGGCUGGAUAGGCAACGAUUAGGCGCUGAAACGGGUAACCAUUAAGACACUGCACAUGAGUGAAGUGUGCCAUGUCAAUUGAGAUCUACCAUGGACCGCCACAAUAAAGAGAGGGGACUGCCAAACCUGAGGCAAGAACCGAGCCUACCAGUCAGCCCGCCGUCCGAUACAACUGUGGGACAGUUUGAUGGACGGAAGAGAGAUGAUGCUGCGCCUCGUGACACAGACGGCCAUUGGAGGAGCAAAAGCAAGCUGGUUUCUGACGAGAGUCUAGGUAAGGACUGGGGGCGACCUCCCUCUGGAAAAGUAUCCAAGAAAGGUCCAGCGGUGGAUUACGAGAAUGGUGACAGAAGUGGCGGUGGAGAGGGUCCCGCGUCUCGGUCCGAGGAUGAGCGGCGAACGGAGGGCAGAGAGAGGCGGGAGAGCAGGGGACGGAAGGAAAAGGCAAGUGUUCGAACUGUGGAGGAGGAACGACUUAACAGUAUUUCUGAUCAGCAAAAACAUUUGAAUAGGAAUAAACGGGAAAUGGCGUCGGCCAGUGACGCCACUUGGUCUGAAAAGCGAAUGGAUUCCGGAGCCGGAUUGGAAGAGCGGACUGACGGCUUGGCAGGCGGAAGGGGAGCAGAGAAUCAAACGGACGAACGGGAUGCGGAAAGGAGCGGAACACGAGGAACGGGAAUAGCAUCCAGACAGACGACAGAACGGAGGAGGGAACGAGCCAACGACCGUUCCGAAGAAGAGUCGACGGAACGAUCUAACGGAGGAGGAUCGGAGAGACGGACGGAAAGAAGUGCGGCAGAGGAAGAAGAGCGGAGGCGGCGGAAAGAGGAGCGGCGGAUAAAGCGGGCGGAAAAGGAGGCGCGCCGGGCCACGAGAGCCCAACGAGGGGAGGGGGAAAGCGGCGAAGAAACGACGGGACGCCGGCAGAGUGGCAGAGAGACGAUCCGAGAGCGCAUUGCAGAUGGGUUGCCUGCCAGUCAAAGUGGAAGCGGAGAUCGAAACGAACGUCGAGAAGACAGAGGCAGGGACGGGACGUCCAAAACAGACAGAAGCCGAGAAAGGGAAAGAAACGCAGAAAGGAUGUUGGAUUCAGAAAGAAUGAGAAGAAGCGGAGCGGGAAGAAGGGACGAUAUGAACGGUUCUCCAAGUGGACCACCUGUUUUGGGGAACGGUUUGCCAAAUGACACAGGGGCCUUGGAGACCGGGUCAAAAGGGCCGGUGAAUGGGGCCAGUGGUAAAGGCGCCAACGGGCGGCUGGGGCGAGGGGUAUCAUUUAUGAACGAGGUCUACGAAGAGAACGACGAAGCCAUGUUGCUUCACUCGACGUUCAAGUACGACGAGUCGACGGGCCAGCUGACCAGCACUCUCGCCAGCUCCAUGCCUGCGGCCGAAGAGAAGAAACAGCGACUCUACAUAGAGGGGGUGACGGACGGCAACUUUCACAGAACGCACACAGGGAGCGAGCAGGGUGACGUCAGCCUCUGGUGCUGCUGGCGGCCCGCCACGUGGCAGCGCCGGGACGCCGAGGACGAUGACGUGGAGCUGGGCAGCUCGGGCGGCAUCGUGCUGCGGGUCGCCUGCGAGCAGGUCGCCGCGUGCCUCUCGUUCGUCGCGCACUUUUCCAACAGCUUGCUGGGGGGGUUCGCGCUACUGAAUCUGUAUCUGACGUACCUGUACAACGCCGGUUCGCUCCCCGGCGGCUUCCUGGCGUAUUACACGCCCGUUGCAAUCAACUGCCAACGGACGUUCCUCCUGCUGUCGUCGAUAUGUCUCCUGGCGGCCUGCGACAAGUAUGCGAAGGAUAAGCUUGCGGAGUGGCAGCCCCGGGGGAACGUGCAGUGGCGGCACGACCUGCUAGUCAUUCUGUCCUUCUUCCUCGCGUUCGUUCUUUCCGUCGUCGGUACCCCUUUCGAGGUGUACAUCUUCCAACAAAACAAGUCGUCCCCAGAUUGGUACAGCACAGAUGGAUCUACCGCCCAUUUCCAGGCGCGUCUCAAGUCGUGGCACGUGCUCAACUUCGUACGGUUAGGAGCAUGUGCAGUAGGCUUCUUCGUAGUUAUGCUCGAAGGGAAUGUAGCUUUGCGGACGGCACGAAACAAGUCUCUGCAAGUGGCUCGGUUAGAGAGGACAGCUGGCGCAGCGGCACUGGCUAACUCCCUCGCCCGGGCGAACGUGAUGACUCAGAGCAUGCAAGCAACUCGCUACAGUCUCAGAUCGUGACAUGGGUAUACAGUGUAUAAAGGUUUGUCCUUAGCAAUCUGCAGCUGAGGCAGCGGGAGAGACUUGCUCACGUCUCACAUUGAAGGCAUUCUAUAACUGAUCGCACGCAAAUAAAGCAGGCCCAAUCAGAGCAGAUCUCCCGUUUGAAGAUUACAAAUUCCCGCGC
This is a messenger RNA of Klebsormidium nitens, 2853 nucleotides long. The record is from the annotation of a GenBank genome assembly. Lineage: Eukaryota; Viridiplantae; Streptophyta; Klebsormidiophyceae; Klebsormidiales; Klebsormidiaceae.